AUGUGCAACAAUUUAGAAGAAAAAUCUAAUUACUGCGGUCCUUAUACGUUGAACGAUGUUACGUCGAUCAAACAAUUUGCCCAGGACUACGCAAAUGAAAUUAGCUUGUAUAUGGAUGAUUUUGUUUAUACAAAAGAGGUUCAUCAGAGCCCAUCGUUAAAAAUGUUAGUCUCAUUCGCUGAGAAGGAGUUCCACAGAGAAUUCUCCAAGCCACCAACAUACGCCGUUUAUGCACCGGGCUGUGUUAAUUUAUGUGGCGAAAGCGAAGAUUUUAACGAUGGAAAAAUUCUAUCUAUGGCCACUCAGCUUGUAACUGUGAUAGUCGGGACUCGAAGGGCUACGAGUAGGGUGUGCAAAAUAAAAACAUUGUUAAGAGAAAAAGGUGAAGAAAAUUAUGCCAAAUUUUCUAUAAACACAAGCGGUCUUGAUACAAGUAGUCAAGUUACAUGGGUGAAUUACGUAAAAGCUGUUAUACGCAAUUUCAGAGUUUCCAAAGAAUAUAUUCCUGGAUUUAAAGCACUGAUAGUAUCCAGCAUACCAAUAAAACGUGGGCUAGGGAGCAGUUCAGCCUUAAUAGUUGCUAUGUACACGUUGCUAGAAGCGAUUACCAAAGUGUACACGACGAACACAUUAGAGAAAUCAAUCGCAUGCCAACAGGCAGAAAAAAUCGCUAUGUCGGUUUCUUGCGGUAUUUGGAAAACUUUGCUCCCUAUUGUCGGUAUCGAAGGAAAAAUAAUGGAAUUUGACUCAAGAUUGCUUGAAAUCCAAGAGCACGUUUGGAGCCCAUUGGAUAUCGAUUUGAUUUUCAUAAAUUCCACUGAGGAUGCUAUUGACACCUUGGUAUAUCAGAAGUAUUUGAAUCAGUGUAGAGAAGUUGCCUUUGCACUAAAUCUAAUAAGCCUGAGGGAUGCCACUAUCCCUAAGCUUGCAACAGUCGGACAACUAUUCUCAUCUUCAUCGCUAAAAGCGGCAUGCCACGUUAUUAAUGAAACUGAUAGAGUGACCACAGCAGGGCAACUAAUCGACCAUUGCCAUUGGAAAAAACUAGGUUUCGUAAUCAGCUUAUAA
Molecule: messenger RNA, 1068 nt
Organism: Neodiprion fabricii
Lineage: Eukaryota; Metazoa; Arthropoda; Insecta; Hymenoptera; Diprionidae
Product: galactokinase-like
Exons: 4
Coding region: 1-1068 (355 amino acids)
Biological process (GO): galactose metabolic process; carbohydrate phosphorylation
Cellular component (GO): cytosol; cytoplasm
Molecular function (GO): ATP binding; galactokinase activity
Source: RefSeq, a predicted model, not a curated record